Molecule: messenger RNA, 1853 nt
Organism: Chelonus insularis
Lineage: Eukaryota; Metazoa; Arthropoda; Insecta; Hymenoptera; Braconidae
Product: latrophilin-like protein LAT-2
Exons: 8
Coding region: 399-1367 (322 amino acids)
Biological process (GO): cell surface receptor signaling pathway; G protein-coupled receptor signaling pathway
Cellular component (GO): membrane
Molecular function (GO): G protein-coupled receptor activity
Source: RefSeq, a predicted model, not a curated record
UGUUAUCACCGUGAUAACUCGUAACGACUAACAAAAUCUGUAAAAAACACAUCAAAAAUUGAUUAUUUCAAAACAUGACGUAAAAUUCAAAAUUUACUCUUUUGUAAAAAUAAAAGAAAAACACUUUUUAUAUCGUUUAUAGAAUAAAUUUACGAAAAAAUUUCAACGGUUGAAAUAUAAAACAGCAUUGAGAAAAUAUAUAUCUUAAUCUAUAAAUAUCGCAAUCUAUUUAUCUAUCUAAAAAUAGUGAAUGCAAAUAAAACUCAAUAAGAAAAUAAAAAUAAACAUGUGGACGCGGGAAAGAUUGGCGCACCAUUGAAUAUCGUAUCGAAAACACUUUAGGGAAACUUUUUAUCUUAUGAUGCAGAAGCAGUAACUACUUACUGUGAGUGUGCGGUAUGGAUACGUUUUACUCUGGUGCAAUUCACAGCUUUCCUCAACAUACCGGUGUGGUGAAUGGAAUGUCCUCCGGAAUCGCUGCUGCAUUAGAUCAAGAUGGUGUCUUGAGCCUCAUUGUUGUUCUUGGUGGAAGCCUUUCCCUGGUUGCCCUCGUUUUUGCUUUUAUUACCUACAGCCUUUUUUCUGACCUACGCAGCUUGGCAGGAACAACCCUUAUGAACCUCCUAGCUGCUCUUUUUAUGGUUCAACUUCUCUUUAUCGUCGGUGUUGGUGGAGUUCAGGACUCGGAGCUAUGUAUUGCGCUCGGACUCAGCCUUCAAUAUUUGAGGAUUUCCGUUGUUUGCUGGUUGGUUGCCAUGUGCCAUCACCUUUAUGCAACAAUAGCAUCGAUUCCACGUUGUGAUGAUCCACCAACGUAUCUCAAGUACAGCAUUUUUGCCUGGGGAGCACCACUUCUGACACUCAGUGCUUCCAUUCUCGUUCAAACUCAUGAAGCCAAUGAUAUUUGGAACAUUACGGAUUUGACACCAUUCAACUGCUGGUUCCUUGGCACUAAAGCUACAAUCUACACUUAUGGACUACCUAUCGUUCUACUUCUUUUUAUCUCUGGAUACUAUCUUCUCAAGGCUGCCAUUGUGUCGAGGUAUACAUGUAGUAUGCAGCUGGAAAUUAGAUUGCGAGAGAAGAUGAAGCGAAGAAGAGGUCUUCAGUUACUUCUUUUCUUCAAAAUCUGCUUAACAGUUGGCCUGGUUGCUGGCUGUGGCGUUGCAGCGAGGAUUUGGAGAAUUCCCGUUUUAUGGGCCAUUUUCUGCACUGGCCACUCACUUCAGGGUCUCGUAGUGGCAUUGUCAGUUGCCUGCAAUUGUCGAGUAUUAAAAGUCUAUGCCAAAAAGCCCAUGCAAUGUAAACAACAGAUCGCCAAGUCAUCGAGUAUGCAACUGCUGGCGCCGCAUCCUGAUCCGGUGUAAAAAAAAAAUUUGAACAAAACGAACGGAAUAACAUUCAAAUUUACCAAACCUUUCAUCAUCCAUUUUAUAGAAAUUGCACUAUCUCCUUUGCAUUUAUGAAACGUUAGAGACGAUGAAUGAUAAUAUUUUUACACGGGUUUAUCUUUUUGUUAUUCAAAAUCGUGCAGAGUAAAAAAUUUUGUGUAUGAAUGUUAAAAAUAGUCAGUCGAAUUUUAUUUUCUAAAAGUUAAUUAUCAUAAUAAUAGUCGCGAAAGUGAUGAGCCUCUUGGGUUUCACUAAUUUAUAACUCAAUAUAUGACGUUACUUUAAUAAUAUUAAUAAUAAGGUUAGUAAAUUAAUAUUAGAAAAGUUGAGAACAGAACAUCAAUAUACUUUUCAAAUUUCAUUCAAAAUUUAUAAGAGUAAAUUUAUAUCAAAUUAAUAAAAAUUUAUUUCAAGAAAAGUUCUGAUUAAAAAAUUUAUCCAGAAUUAAUUUUCAAUAAAAUA